GGGGGCGGGGACGCUGGACGCUGGAGUGGUGCGGCCCGCGGCGGGGAGGAGCAAAGAUACAGUGAAACAUUAGAAGAGAAGGAACAAAGUCAUGGAAAAGAAAUAAAGGUGUGACAGACACAGCAAUUAGUGAUCUGGCAACAUUAUGUGACUGACAGAUUGGAUGGAUGUUUUGAUUUGAGGAUGCUUUGCAUUUCUCCUUCACAGAACUCAAAGCCCUUUAGAAAAAUAGUCUAAUGGUCAUUGGGAUGACUGAUCUUCAUCAAGCGAGCGACUGUGAUUGCAAUACAGAUCCAGGAGACAGACGCUCACCAUAUCAAAGGCAUUUUAGACAGACAAGGUGUCCCAGCUUAUACACCAGACGUGCUUCUCAACAUGUGAACCCAUCAGACUGCUGAGCAGAAUGGUGCAGCUUUCCUUAUAAGAUGGAUUUCAGACUUCAUAGAGCUACCAGGAAUAUAUGAACUGACAUUUGAUACAAUUUACUGUGAAGAUUUGUUUUGCUGAUGUCGUUUUCGUAUGUGUCAUGCACAGAAAGGAGCAAAGCAGACCAAAAAGAGGAAAGUUCAGAAAAGGACCUCUCUAAGGACUGGCAGUCGGUUUGCGUUACAGAGACCCAGCAUGAAUAUUAACUGUGCCAGUGGGACUGACCAGUCAAGAAAUCAAGAGUCCAGUCACUCUGCAGAAAAUAUAACUCCUCCAAUCCAUGAUCCAGAAGAAGAUAGUCAGACCCCUAACAUUUCUUCAGUGCCCAGGAAUGAUGAUACCGAAUUCAGAUACGCUUCCUGCCCAGCAACUCCCCAGUUGAGUAACAUGUUACCCACCUCUGAAGAUACAACUGGCACUAAUUCCAAAGCUGGGAGUAAAAGACAUCUAGACCAUUUUAUUGCUCAAGAACGAAAUGCAAGCAGCGCUAUGGGCUCUACCAGUAGUUCACAAACCCAGGCCCCGGAGAAAGUGACUCUUGUUGUAGAUGGCACUCGGUUUGUUGUGAAUCCGCAGAUUUUCACUGCUCAUCCUGACACCAUGCUGGGAAGAAUGUUUGGAGCAGGUAGAGAAUAUAACUUCACUUGGCCAAAUGAAAAGGGAGAAUAUGAAAUUGCGGAAGGAAUUAGCUCCACGGUAUUUCACACAGUGCUGGACUAUUACAAAACUGGAAUGAUUCACUGCCCCGAUGGAAUUUCUAUCCCUGAUCUCAGAGAUACGUGCGAUUACCUCUGUAUCAACUUUGAUUUCAACACAAUCAAAUGUCAAGACCUAAGUGCUUUGUUGCAUGAACUCUCUAAUGAUGGCGCUCACAAGCAGUUUGAUAACUACCUGGAAGAGCUUAUUUUGCCCAUAAUGGUGGGUAGCGCCAAGAAAGGAGAACGUGAAUGCCACAUUGUAGUAUUAACAGAUGAAGACACAGUGGACUGGGACGAAGACCAUCCACCUCCAAUGGGAGAGGAAUACUCACAAAUUCUUUACAGUUCCAAGCUGUACAGAUUCUUCAAGUACAUUGAGAACCGUGAUGUUGCAAAAACAGUCUUAAAGGAGCGUGGGCUGAAAAAUAUUCGAAUUGGCAUUGAAGGUUAUCCCACAUGUAAAGAGAAGGUCAAGAGGAGAUCCGGAGGCCGGUCAGAAGUUAUAUACAACUAUGUACAACGGCCAUUCAUCCAGAUGUCUUGGGAAAAAGAAGAAGGAAAGAGCCGUCACGUUGACUUCCAGUGUGUUAGAAGCAAAUCUCUAACAAACCUGGUGGCAGUAGGUGAGGAUGUUUCAGAAGACCAGGAACUUCUGAUGCAUCAUCCACCCCAGGUAGACGAACUCGAUAGGUUAAACGCACCAUUCUCACAAAUAGUUCCUAAUGAUCUGCCGGAUUCGUAGAGACUAAGGGGUUUGUGGGUUCCCAGUAGCGCUCCUGUGUUGGGAAAUUUCUCAGCAUCAUUUCAUCCCAGGACAUGGGACACGCUGUCUUGCAAGGUGGUUUAUCCUUGUAGUCGCUCUUAUUAUAGUGGAAUAUUUCAAGCAUGUUAAUAAUGAGCUAUGGUCCCUAAAUCUAAUGGUGCAGUUGCAAGCACAGUCUCCUUGAAAAGGAAGGGAUGGAAGCUCUUCCUGGCUGGAAGUUUUGAGAUUUCCCCAGGUGCCUGUGUCCAUGUGGAUUGGUGGUGAUUGAGCUUUACCUAAA
This is a messenger RNA of Dermochelys coriacea (leatherback sea turtle), 2167 nucleotides long. RefSeq names its product potassium channel tetramerization domain containing 20 (gene KCTD20). Gene Ontology annotation, biological process: positive regulation of phosphorylation. Gene Ontology annotation, molecular function: protein binding. The transcript is spliced from 14 exons. Gene Ontology annotation, cellular component: cytoplasm. The coding region runs from base 520 to 1866 and encodes 448 amino acids. Lineage: Eukaryota; Metazoa; Chordata; Testudines; Dermochelyidae. The record is from RefSeq and is a predicted model, not a curated record.